ACUCGGGAGGUGCGGGCAGAAGCCUGUGCGGUGAUGGCUUCUCUCCGGAAAAGACCUUUGGAGGUCCAGUGAGUAAGGGAGGCAUAAUUCGGGGAAGGAGACUACGUGUCAGGUUUGUUAUUAUAACAUGUAGAAUCACAGAGUCGUUGUGGCUAGAAAACAUAUUCCCUGUGGUAAAAGUGGACAGGUAAUAAGUCCUUGUAGAAGCAGGACACAGGCACCAAUCCGAGCUGUGUCAGCUUGUCGAGUUUGCAAGUGCUGCUCAGAGCUCCUGGGAGGGUCCUGUGUAGGAAAAGGARAAACGGGUGCAGGGAAGUUUUUGAGCGAGAAGCGGGUCUCGCUCCAGCAAAGCGGAAGGUGCUGUGCCACGCUGUGGAAGUGGUACACUAGUCGUCAGGUUGUGUCCUCUUCAGCCUGAGCCCUUCGGGGCUGGGAAGCUGAUGGAGCUUUAUCAGGAAGGCCCUUAGCCGCUGUCAUUCUUUGCCCUGUGAAAAUCAGUCCUAGGUCAGUAGUUCCUUAUUCUUUUAAUUAUUGAUGGCUGAGCCACAGGCUCUUCACCUUCUCUUCCUUCUUAUUUGUGUCCUCCUCCUUGUCAGAGCUUCCCCCUCAACAUAGUUUCUGUUUUCUGCUUUUUGAUUGUAUCUCAGUGGUUGGGACCUGGUAGCCUAGGUCAGGGGCGGGAGACAGAAUCUCAUCUUCUGUUUUGGUGUCUGUGGUCCUGCCCUCAAGACCUCAGUACUUUUGGAGAGGUUAUAAUGUUCAUUUGUGAUGUGAUAAGUGUGGUGCUGCAGCCCUUUGGGUGAAUGGGAAAGGAGAGCUGGUUCUUCAUGAAUUCCAAAAGACACAGGUGAAGGAUGUUCCUGGGCUUCGCCUCUAGAGACAAGAACAGUAGUUUUGGGGAGCUGUGAAUGGACGAGUCCUGCAGCUCACAGCUGCCUCCUGCGGCUCCCGCCGGUGGCCCUUCUAUAAAUAAACCUGCGGCUCCGAGUAGGGAGGGCAAGGUACUGACAUCCAAAUGGCUCUCGUGAAUGGACGACUGGGCUUAUCCAUAGCCCAACAAAGCAGCACAGUCAUCCAACGACACUUCAGUGUUACUGGAGCUUGCAGUGCGAUACAGAAGCUGACCCGUGUGCGCGUGGUGGACAACAGCGCCUUGGGGAACACGCCGUACCACCGGCCACCAAAGUGCAUCCACGUGUAUAACAAGAACGGGGUUGGCAAAGUAGGAGAUACCAUCCUCCUGGCUAUCAAAGGAGAAAAGAAGAAGGCUUUAAUUGUAGGGCAGAAGAUGCCCGGCCCCACCAUGACGCCUAAAUUUGAUUCCAACAAUGUGGUACUUAUAGAAGACAAUGGAAAUCCAACAGGGACUAGAAUAAAAACGCCGAUACCUUAUCUCCUGCGGCAGAAAGAAGGAAAGUUCUCCAAAGUAUUGGCCAUUGCCCGCAACUUUGUGUGAUGGCUGAGAAAAGUUUCUUGCCAUCCUGUUGAUAUCCUUUCAUGCAGUAGCCAUUUUGGGGUUCUUUUCUAGAAGAAGGGGAAACCUAAAAAAGAGGAGGUUCAUAAAAGGCUCUCUUUCUGUUUGUGAAUUAUAAACAACUAAUUCUGGUAUUGAGAUAUCUUGCUCCUCCUCCACAUGAAUGUUGAUUUGUUUCACAAAAACAUCUGCAGUGURUUUGGGAGGUGCUCCUUCGCUCUAACUGUUCCUGUGCUGUUAAUUUGGCCUC
Messenger RNA from Nothoprocta perdicaria, 1724 nucleotides. It is a transcript of the gene MRPL14, whose product is annotated as mitochondrial ribosomal protein L14. The record is from RefSeq and is a predicted model, not a curated record. NCBI's taxonomy places the organism in Eukaryota, Metazoa, Chordata, Aves, Tinamiformes, Tinamidae. Gene Ontology annotation, biological process: translation. The transcript is spliced from 4 exons. The coding region runs from base 1016 to 1456 and encodes 146 amino acids. Gene Ontology annotation, cellular component: ribosome; mitochondrion. Gene Ontology annotation, molecular function: structural constituent of ribosome.